AGAUUUCGAGAUAUUCAUUGAAAACUGGUCAAUACCCAAAAUCGACUUGAACCGUUUGACCACUUCGCUACUGAGUUGGUGCAGGGGACUUUACCGGAUGAACGGAUCCGGAAGUUUACGCAUUUUCUCAAGUUAUGGGUAUAUUGAGGUUCUUCUGCCAGGAAAAUAGGGUGACACUGAUCUUGUGGAAAAUGGAACUUUGUAAAAUAUAAUUAAACGUUUUUUGAUCUCGACAACGUCUUACGAAAAAUUGUUUUCUUCCGAUAAUUUGAUUGCACCGAUUGCUGUGAUAACUCUCCGCCUUCAAAAUAUGUGUGAAAUUUUUUUUUUCGAUUUGUGACAAAUCGAUUUUAAACUCAUCUUCUGUUCAAAAUGAACGUAUUUAUUCUUCUCUCAGUGCGGCGCCGAUCGCAUUAUCAAUUCUCGACUUAAUAAUAAAAAUAAACCUCAUUAAUUUGAAGAAACUCCAAACUUCACCAUUUCCCAUAUAUUUAUCGAUCCUUGCCCUCUCAGUUCCGCUCCUUUCCCAUCCGGGAUGACGUGAUGUCCGCGAAGCGUUUCGGGUGCGUGUUCUACCUGUCAGACCUGACAACCGAUCCAAGUUUUCGUGUUAUUUCACCCCUUUCUCUACUGCUCGGAAAUAAAAGUUCUAGCAUAAUGACAAGCAAUUUUUUUGUCAAAUCCAAACUUUUUCUAGGAAGUCAUUAUUUUUGCUAUUCCCUGCACAACGGGUGCAUAAGUUAUCUGUCUCACGUGGAAGGGGAGUUGUAGAGUGGGGUUGGAUCGACCUAGGAGUAUUCAGGAGGCUGGCAACGGCCGCUUAGUUCCAUAAAAAUAUCCGGAGGAAAAAGCUGAGACGUGUGGAAGUCCUUGCAAAAUGGAAUUCUGGGAUCAGUAUUACUUUCGGUGCAUGAAGUUUAUGUCCUACACGCUAGGUGUGUGGCCCUAUCAGACGAACAAAGAAGCUUUCCUCUAUCGCUGUUUGGCUGCGGCAGGCUUUUUCGGUACAGUUACACCCCAGCUCCUGGCACUCAAGAACUACAUCGAUGAUAUGCCUCUCGUUAUAGAGUCGAUCAGUGUUUUUUUAAUUGAUCUGACAUUCGUUUGUGACGCUUUUACCUAUCUUUUGAAUUGGGAUAAGAUGAGAGCGAUUUUGGACAAAUUGAGAGAAAAUUGGGACACAUUUCCAGAAAAAAAUGGCCGAGAGGUGCUUCACAAGUAUUCUGUGCAAGGGCAAAUGUUGGCCGCUAUAUAUUCAGCUGGUUGCUUAACGACUGGCUUAGUUUUCACCUCGAAAUCCUUACAACUGAAGAUGUUGUACAAACUCUUGAAUGUGAAUGCUACUAUCCCACAAUUUUAUAUGCCGCUGGAAUAUCCCAUGAUCGACGUUGAAAAAUACUACUACGUUAUCGCAGUCACCAUUGCAAUAUCCAUCGUCAUCCUGAUAAUGAUGAUAAUCUCCUACGAUUUGUUCUUCUUCCUCUGCGCUCAGCAUGUUUGCGGAUUGUUCGCUGCGGCAGGAUGUUACAUUGGACAAACGCCAGAGAACGAGAACGCAUACAAUCACCUCAGGACGUUUAUCCAAAUACACAAUCGCGCGAUUGAAUUCACAAAACUACUGGAUAGCACCUUUCUGUGGAACAAUAUGGUUCUACUGGGAGUUUCAGCCAUAAAUAUUAGCAUAAUUGGCCUGCAGAUGGCGCGCCAUUUGGAUAGAAUUGGAGAAAGUGUACAAUAUGGCCUUUACGUCUUCACAGUAUUAUCACGUUUCUUCGUCAUAUGUUUCUUCGCUCAAAGAGUAAUGGAUCACAGUCGCAGUAUUCAGACCAGCUUGGCAAAUCUCCAGUGGUAUAAUAUACCCACGAAAUCGCAACUUCUGAUACAACUUGCGAUACUCAGAAGUCAAACAUCGAGUACACUGGGGGCGGGAAAGACGCUGGUUCUCUCCUUGGAAUUAUUUGUUACAGCCACGAAAACUUCAGCGUCGUACUUUACAGUCCUUCUAGCCAUGCAAUAGACUGACGUUCACUACGGC
Diachasma alloeum is the source of this 2035-nucleotide messenger RNA. Its product is annotated as odorant receptor Or2. The record is from RefSeq and is a predicted model, not a curated record. Bases 878 to 2017 code for a protein of 379 amino acids. Lineage: Eukaryota; Metazoa; Arthropoda; Insecta; Hymenoptera; Braconidae. Gene Ontology annotation, molecular function: olfactory receptor activity; odorant binding. The transcript has 9 exons. Gene Ontology annotation, cellular component: plasma membrane. Gene Ontology annotation, biological process: detection of chemical stimulus involved in sensory perception of smell; sensory perception of smell.